UUCAACUUAUAAAAGACAAUGAAUACUGAUGAAGGUGCCAAAAACAAUGGAGAAAACCCAGCAGCAGCUGUUGCUGAACAGGGAGAGGAUAUUACAUCUAAAAAAAAUAGAGGAGUAUUAAAGAUUGUCAAAAGAGUGGGGAAUAGUGAGGAAACACCAAUGAUCGGAGAUAAAGUUUAUGUCCAUUACAAUGGAAAAUUGUCAAAUGGAAAGAAGUUUGAUUCCAGUCAUGAUAGAAAUGAAACAUUUGUCUUUAAUCUUGGCAAAGGUCAAGUUAUCAAGGCAUGGGACAUUGGAGUGGCUACCAUGAAGAAAGGAGAGAUGUGUCAUUUACUGUGCAAGCCAGAAUAUGCAUAUGGCUCGGCUGGCAGUGUCCCCAAAAUUCCCUCAAAUGCAACUCUCUUUUUUGAGAUUGAGCUCCUUGAUUUCAAAGGAGAGGAUUUAUUUGAAGAUGGAGGCAUUAUCCGAAGAAUCAAGCAGAAAGGAGAAGAGGGAGCCACAGUAGAAAUCCACCUGGAAGGCCGCUGUGGUGAAAGGAUAUUUGAUUGUAGAGAUGUGGUUUUCAUUGUUGGCAAAGGAGAAGACCACGACAUUCCAAUUGGAAUUGACAAAGCCCUGGAGAAAAUGCAGUGGGAAGAACAAUGUAUUUUAUGUCUUGGACCACGAUAUGGUUUUGGAGAGGCAGGGAAGCCUAAAUUUGGCAUUGAACCUAAUGCUGAGCUUAUAUAUGAAGUUACACUUAAGAGCUUCGAAAAUGCCAAAGAAUCCUGGGAGAUGGAUACCAAAGAAAAAUUGGAGCAGGCUGCCAUAGUCAAGGAGAAGGGAACUGUGUACUUCAAGGGAGGCAAGUACCUGCAGGUGGUCAUUCAGUAUGGGAAGAUAGUGUCCUGGCUCCAGAUGGAAUACGGCCUGUCCGAAAAGGAAUCGAAAGCUUCCGAAUCGUUCCUGCUCGCUGCCUUCCUGAACCUGGCCAUGUGCUACCUGAAGCUCCGAGAAUACACCAAAGUUGUGGAAUGCUGCGAUAAGGCCCUGGGGCUAGACAGUGCCAAUGAUAAGGGCUUGUACCAGAGGGGUGAAGCCCAGCUACUCAUGAACGAGUUCGAAUCAGCCAAGGGCGACUUCGAGAAGGUGCUGGCAGUCAACCCCUAGAACAAGGUCGUACAGCUGCAGAUCUCCAUGUGCCAGAAAAAGGUGAAGGAGCACAACGAGCGAGACCACAGAAUCUACACCAACAUGUUCACCAAGUUUGCAGAGCAGGAUGCCAAGGAAGAGGCCAGUAAAGCAAUGGGCCAGAAGACUUUAGGAGGGGUCACCAAUGAAAAAGAAACAGGAAGUCAAGCAGUGGAAGAAGAGAGAGCCAGAGGCCAUGUAUGACACCAGGCAAAGGAGGGAAGAGCCUCUGAACUCGGCCCUCCUCCACGGGCUUUCCCCAACUCAGGACUCAGCAGUGUUCAAUGUCAAGUUCAUCAUAGUCUCUGUGAUUCUGGAAGCAAAUGGCAAACACAGUAGCUUCCCCCAAACCACAACCUGCUGCUGCCCAGCGCUCUCAUUGAGGGGUGGCGUGGGACCACUCCGGGGGGACAACAGAUGGCUGUAGGCGUGGAGACAGCCAACUGUGCAAGUCCAGCUGAUUUCAGUUGAUGUCAACUUUCACUGCCCAAUUCAGGGUCCCUUGAGAUAAUCCUAACAAUUUGGGGCUGUCUGUUAGGUUUU
This is a messenger RNA of Eptesicus fuscus (big brown bat), 1713 nucleotides long. Its product is annotated as peptidyl-prolyl cis-trans isomerase FKBP5-like. Lineage: Eukaryota; Metazoa; Chordata; Mammalia; Chiroptera; Vespertilionidae. Gene Ontology annotation, molecular function: peptidyl-prolyl cis-trans isomerase activity; protein binding. The transcript has a single exon. The record is from RefSeq and is a predicted model, not a curated record.